This is a messenger RNA of Zingiber officinale, 2081 nucleotides long. RefSeq names its product protein EMSY-LIKE 3-like. Gene Ontology annotation, biological process: defense response to fungus. The record is from RefSeq and is a predicted model, not a curated record. NCBI's taxonomy places the organism in Eukaryota, Viridiplantae, Streptophyta, Magnoliopsida, Zingiberales, Zingiberaceae. Gene Ontology annotation, cellular component: nucleus. Bases 330 to 1718 code for a protein of 462 amino acids. The transcript is spliced from 10 exons.
ACGUUUCCAUCCCCUUCGGAUCCAAUUCCGGAUCUCAACCAAGCUAUUUAAGCGCCGCGAGAGGGCUUUGCUUUCGGGUCCGCCUUCUCCUCCUCCGAUCUUUCCGCCCUUGCCUCCAGCCACCGCCGCUCUCGCUCCCGGCCUCUAUCGACUCUAGGAUCCUCCCGGCAUUCUCGCCUCUCUCUCCGAUCGCCGUUGGAGGUCGCUUCGAUCCCCUCUCGAGCUUGGAGUUGGCGGAUCGGGGUCUACCUCUCUGCUCUUCUAGGCAGCUGCUUCCGGGGUUUGGGAGGUCCGUCAAUUCGGAUCUACCUCGGUGUGCGAGUCUGGCGAUGGAUUACGGCCCGACGGAUAGCAGCGGAACUGAUGAUGACCUUCCACCAUAUUUUCAAAAUCGUGGUGCAGCUGCACGGCCUGUGGCUGCUGGUGGAAAAUCUAACGUUGGUGCCCUUCCCCCCUCUAGGGUACAGACUGAUAUGAAGAUCCUAAUACAUCAACUUGAGCAGGAAGCAUACUGUUCUGUUCUUCGGGCAUUUAAGGCCCAAUCAGAUGCUAUUACUUGGGAGAAGGAAGGUCUGAUUACUGAAUUGAGGAAAGAACUGAGAUUAACUAAUGAGGAACACAGAGAACUAUUACACAGAGUUAAUGUUGAUGAUAAUAUUAGGCGUAUAAGGGAGUGGAGACAAGCUGGUGGAGUGCAAACUAGUUUAGUGAACAAUGCUCAAACUGCGCUUGAUGUGAUUCCCAGUCCCACUGUUUCAGCUUCUCAGAAAAGGCGCAAGACAUCAAACCCAGCAGCUGCUUUAUCUAUGGGAGGAUCUCUCCCUGUGCCGCACUCACAACCAGGUGCUGUUUCACUACAUCCAUCAGCAUCAACUGCAAAACAAGGAAAUAUAGCAGGGGCCAGAGGCAAGAAGACUAAACCAAAUCCUCCUGGUUCAAUUGGAAGGGAUCAAGUUAAAAACAUAGCAGCAGAAUCUGCUGAUGUCCCAGCAAAUACUUCAUUGGUGGGACAGAAAGUAAUGACAAGAUGGCCUGAUGAUAAUAACUUCUAUGAAGCUGUUAUAACUGACUACAAACCUCAUGAGGGUUUACAUGCUCUUGUAUAUGAUAUGGACACAGAAAAUGAGACAUGGGAAUGGGUUAAUCUCAAUGAGAUUUCUCCUGAGGAUAUACGAUGGGCAGAUAACGAACCUGGUAAGUCAAAACCUGGUGAUCGCCAUCGACCUGGUCUAGGUAGCAAGAAGUCACGCCUCAAUGGCAUCAGUCCAGGUUUCGGCAGGGGAAGAGGUCCAAAGAAUCAAUUCAGCAAAAAUUACAUGUCAUCGCAAAAUUGGUCUGGGAAAAAGGGUUCUCAGAACAUUACAAUACUAGAUACCAAAGUUAUUGUUAGGGAUGUGGAGAGAAUUCUCGACAUUAGUCCUCCAGAUCAUCAAGAGAUUGAGAAGGCAAAGAAACUUCUCAAAAAACAAGAGCAGUCACUGGUGGAAGCCAUCGCAAAGCUUGAUGAUAACAUGUCGGAUAGCGAAAACGAGGAAGACGACCAGAUAUCACAUAGACAAACUAAGGAGAGAGGCAUGGCAUGGACUGACUGGCCACGCAGACAUAAAAAAGAAUUUCAUUUGCAAGGCGUGCUUGAAGGUGGAGGUCCUGAUGGCGAUCAUUUAGUCGGAGAUGGUACUGCAUCCAACUAUCACAGAGAUGACUACUAUGGGAUAUAAUGCUCUGAUUGGCAACCUAUUCUUCAACAAUGGUGCAAGGAUGCGAAGUGCAUGCAAUUUCAUGCAUUAUCGACGGCCUUCCAAUUAGGUGUGGGGCCUCAGAUGUAUCGACUCAUAAGGAUCUCCUUCAGAUUCAUUGGAGCACCCUAUUCCAUGAUGGAUACAAAUGUAACUUUAAGGGGCAUGAAAUGUCAGUACCAGCUUGUUCUUUCUGAGAUGAUCUUUCUUCAUUUUUGCACUUACUAUAUUUUUUGGAGUGUAUCAGUCAGUUCGGUGAAGCAAACUUGUGAUCUUUGCCAAGGAAGGUCAAGUGUAUUUACACUGAUUCAAUAUUUUUGAUCCAUAGCUUUUCUUUUGUCUGAA